AUGCGCACCCAUGCGCCGCUCACAGAAAACCAGCCGCUGGCUUCCUGUGGGCAGGCGGUCGACAAACGGAAGCGCAUCAAGGUGGUUCGGAAGCAGGCCGACUUGCUGCCCGCUGUUGUCAUGAAGCCAGUGGCUUCUCCCACUUUGCCCCGAUACACCUUAAUCUUCCUACACGGGAUGGGGGAAGUCGCGAUGAGUGAUAUGCCGACAGGCAGGGCGCUCAGGGUGCCCAUCUCGGGAGAUGUUGGCUUUGCUGCGCCGGAAGAGGUGCUCAUUCCAACGGCACCGCUCCGUGAGAUCAGCUGCUUCGACACCUGGUGGUCCAAGGUGAAGAGCCGGGAUGUGAAGGGCGGCCGUUGGAGAUUGGAGAAGUUCAACUCCUGGCACCUGGGCUCCACAUUCAAGUCAAAGCUGUCCCGCUGCCGGGACCUGAGAGGUACGAUUACAUCAGCAACCGCGGUGGUCGCAAAGAGGCUGCAGAGCGAUGACUUCCAAAGCUUCUUUGCUUUUCAAGUUCCAGAGGAUGCCAUUGACAUCGACUCCUUGCACCGAACGCAAGAAUCACUUCAUGAGAUCAUCGCUCGCGAGGCACGAGGCUCAGCAGAAGAGCUGGGCGGACGUAGUGAUCGGUGCCUUGGUCAAAAUAGGAAUAAGAAGUCUACAUCUUUGCUGAACUUUUUGACCUCCGGAAGCCAUUUCCAGAUCAAAGCCAUCUCCGGAUCUAGCUUCAAACUCCUCGCGGAAGUGGCUUGGCCACAUGCACUCUGCAUGAGUGACCCGAAAAGCGCGGCUGCCUUUCUGCAGCUGCAAGCAGGCGGAGAAGGUGGUCUCGAAGGGUGCUGCAGCUUGGCGUGGAUGUGGGGAGAUCUAAGAGCGCUCUUCUUCUUUUGCCACGAGAUCACACUGUUUGCGCCAGGGGCGACUACAGUAUGGGGAAGCAAAGUCGUGUUCUGCGCUUGGCUGACCCAGAAGGGAGUUGACCAGGGCACCGCAGCGUCGGCCGACAAGGCGCGAGACGCAAGCCCCUUCUACAAAGGAGCCUUUAGCCUCCAACUCUGGGAAGCCUUCAAGAGCUUUGCCCGAGUACAGCUAGGCAGUGCUGACUUAUCCGAAAAGGCAGUGGUUCCAAUGUUUCACUGCAACUUCCAUCCGGGUGCCUUUUCCCGAUGGGUCUCCUUCGUCUUUGGAGAUCCAAACGCCGGAGAUCCCAGCCAUGUGUCCUUCAAGUUAGGAGUUGGGGGCCUGGCGGGAUCUGCGGGUAAUGCUGACGCAUGGAUUGCCCGGCGGGAGGACGACAUCAUGCAGUGGCACUGGGUGUGGAUCUCAGUGUCGAAGAUGGAGCGACGCUUGCGAAGCUCCAACUACAAUGUGCGCUCCUUCCGAGGCAAAGAUCCCGAGGGCAACGGCCACUUUGUGGGAGGCGUCGAGGGCGCCUGGAUCAGGAAGUCGCUGAGGAUGAUCUGUGAAGCACGGAGUCUCACUUUGACGGGCCACAGGGAUGCCGCAGUGGCCCAUGGCGACCGGAACAAGCUUCAGGCAGAGCAACAGCCGGAGGAAGAGACUGGCAAUCAGGUUGCCUCGGGAACGGGCGCUGCGCUUGAAACGCAAAUGGCAAGCUCCGAGCCCACGAAAUCUGCCAGGGACAUUGCACUUGUUCGCUCGACUUACAGACGAGCGCGUACGCAUUAUAGUUUGCGGAAGAAGGAUGUGGCGAAGCGUUGCGAGCUCUUCCACUUGGCAGCGCAGUCGAUUUUUGCCGGUGUCUCUGAAGUCUUCCAGGAGCGAAAGAGGAUUGCCGGCCUGGUCCUGCGCGCCGUCGCAACCGAAAAGUGCCGCCACGACAUGCGGGAGCAGAUGGAAGAGGGCUUUCUUAAACGACUGGGGCGCCCCAAGCUCAAGGCUCCGGAGUCUCGACGCUUCAAGGCCAUCUUCGACUCGGCGGACGAGCUCCUUCUCAACAACUUCCCUCUUGCUGGGGAGGCCAUGUGCAAGGCAUUGUUCUGCACCAAGGAGGAGUUUGCUGAGCGGUCACAAGGCCUCGGCAACCUGCUCCGCUGCCAGAGCACCUUGCAAUCCAACAUCAGGACCCAUGAACUGGCCGCCACAAUUCUUUCCUGUCUGUCCGCUUUACAUGAGCAGCUGCUCGCCGUGGAGGCUGCACCUGUUCAGACCGAGUGGACCCAGUGGCACAAUGCCGUGCGCAAACGUCGUGUGUCGCGAGAACUUGUUGAGGAUAGCGUGGAUGCUGGCGAUCCAGGCAUGUCUCCUGAACCAGUGCAAGCUCAGCAAACUGCUAAAGUCGAAGUUGCGCCACUCCCGCGGCUGCCGCCGAGCCUAAGUGUGACGGAGGUUUUGCCGGCAUUGCAGCCAUCGCUGCCAAGCGUUUCGGACGCGCGUUCCCUCAGCUCCUCUGGCCACGUGAUGAAGAGCCCAGUGCGGGAUGUGGCGAAGGAGGACCAAGCCGCAAAAGAGGCGUCGGCAAUGUUGCCGGGAGGUCCCCAGACUUUUGACUUCUCCGGUCCACUUGAAGUGCCUGGAAGGCGGACGAGUUUACAGGCCCAAGGCUCCAAGCCAGCGAAGGGCCAGAAGUCAGCGCGACUUGUGGGCCCGGGCCUGGCCCAGGAAGAGGACCUGGCUGACUUGAGCGCGGAGAUGGUCUUGGAAGCGACUUUGAGGCUCCCCGUUCUGACAAGCAGAGAGCCGAAACCGAACCCGGGGGGGGAUGCGGAUGCGGCUCCCAGGCAGCCAGCAGAGCCCUUGGAGCCCUUGGAGCCCUUGGAGCCUCAAAGGGGCACUUUACCGACGAUGCGGAUGUCUUCCACCUUCAAAGGCGAGGCUGAGGGGCUCACUGCCCAUCGGAAGAAGCGGUGGAAGCGGGAGCGCAUGCGAGCGUUGAUGGUGACCAGCCAGAGCAUCUCCGGAGUGCCCAUGGAGUGGAUCCUUCCGGUCGUGGCUGAUGCAUCGGUGCGACAGAUUCAGAAGUUCAACUCCCCCGCGGACAUAGGUGCCAGACUGAAAUCUAGAAAUCUGCACGGCAGAUCUCGCAAGUCUGCGGCUUCAAUUCCGAUCAACAAGGGGACGUUCUUCCCAGCUCUAUGUUAA
Symbiodinium sp. CCMP2456 is the source of this 3102-nucleotide messenger RNA. The record is from the annotation of a GenBank genome assembly. NCBI's taxonomy places the organism in Eukaryota, Dinophyceae, Suessiales, Symbiodiniaceae.